Schistosoma margrebowiei is the source of this 2130-nucleotide messenger RNA. Lineage: Eukaryota; Metazoa; Platyhelminthes; Trematoda; Strigeidida; Schistosomatidae. The record is from the annotation of a GenBank genome assembly.
UAAACCUACCGCUCAAUAUGAUAAGUAGUGCUACCGUUGUCUCGAUACCAGGGGAUUGGGUAACUAUGGCUUUCAAUAAUCUUUGAUCCUCCUCUUAUAUUUCCUACCCAUGGAAUCAUACAGAGGUGAAAUCAUAACUCUUCAAGCGGGUCCUUUAGCUAACCGAGUCUGUGCUCAUUUUUGGAACUUGCAAGAAUAUGGAUUUUUCAAUAAAUCAGGAACUAACGAAUGUGAGUUUCCUUUCACGUAUAAAGUUCUGUUUGAUGAUAGUACACGCGAACCAAAACCACAUGUGUUAGCCAUUGAUAUACGCGAAGUUGUUGAUUUCGGAAGUGAACUUGAUCCUGAUUUAAUCCCUACUCCACUCGAUAUUCCUUCUUGGAACAGUCAAGUGGAUAAAGUUGUGCGUUGCCCAUCUACAUCGACCAAAAAUCAAUAUCAUUGUAAUUGGACCAACUGUUUGUCUCCUCUUGCUCGACGAAUAUGGUCUCGUAAUGAUACUGUUCUAAAACUGCCAUUAGCAUUACAACCUACUCCUGACGAGUCUUCUGUUAAUGGAAUUCAUCAAUCAGAUUCUGUCUUUAGCCUUUCUUCAUUUACUGAGGGACAAAAUGUAUUUCGUUCUGGAGGCAAGGUAGCCGACGAAUGUGAUGAUCAUAUUCGUCGUAUUUCGGAGCGUUGUUCUUUUCCAAACAGCUUUCAACUGGUUGUAGAUGCUGAAGAUGGCUUCACUGGUAUUGGAUCCCAGCUUUUAGAAAAUAUCAGCGAAGAAUUUCCAAAGGCGUUCAUUUUUUCGGUUCCUGUUUAUAAUUCAUCAGUUGUAUCACGAAUGGAUGCACGUUUGAAGAAGCUGGCAGUUGUAAAUCAAUUGUGCUUACUAAAUAUAUUGGAAUAUGGGGAUCUUCUAAGUCAUGCAUGUUGGUUACCUAUAGAUGCAUCACAGUUAUAUGAUCAUCCUCAUCCCUGUAAAAAAUUGAGUGUCUUAGCCUCUGUUAUUGAUACAGUUACAACCCCUUCAAAGUUGGCAAUUGAAUAUGGUGGUAUGAGUCUAGAUGACUUUUUGUCUGUGACAUGUUUUGCACAAGGUAGAAAGAUGCUCACUGUACAAACUGGAGUUAACUGUAAUGGAAUGGUAGAUAAUCAUUUAUCAUGGUAUAAUCUUAAUCCUUAUUACAAUCAAGGAAAAAUAAUAGCUGGUAAUAAUGUACCAUCUGAAGCUGUAUUAUGUCGUCAGUUAAUGUCUCGAGGAAUUAAACAUUCUACUCUUUUAAAUGAUAUAUGGAAUAUGUUCAGUCGAACAGUCGAUUCACAUAAAACUGUUAACAAUUCACCAAUUGACAUAGAUAUUCCAUAUUUAUGCUCAUUAGAAUCAAUUCAUUCAGUUUAUUCAUUACCGAACUAUCCAUUACAAACUGGUAUUAUUAAACAAACUAUGUUAUCAUCAUCGUCAACGUAUUGUCAACAGUAUACAAAUACACAUAUGUCAUGCGUUGUUGAUGUUCCAAGUACAAGUUCAUAUGAAGCAAAAAUGUUAGAAAAGCUUGUAAAAUCUUUAUUAUUGCAUAAAUCUCAUCCACUAGACAAUUAUAUGGAAUUGGAGACAUGGAAUAAUUUUUUAGAGUCUAUUCAAACACGUUUAGUUGAUUCGUAUUUGAAUGAAUGAAAUUAACUUCUAUAACGUUUGUAUAAAGGAAAUUAUAUAUUUCAAAGAUUUUUAGAUUUCUGCAUUUAAUUCCUUUUGUAUAUUAUUUUCUCUGUAUCACUUAGCUUUGAUUUGUAUGUUGGCAUUUAAAAAUCAGUGUUACAUUCUGUUCCGUUGAGUAUUGAUUUAUCAUAAAUGAUAUUCUAGUCCUGCUUUUUAUUUAUUGUAAAGCAUCUCACUAUUUAGUGAUCAUCAAUUUGUAGGUGUUUCUUUGUCGUUGAUUCAAUGAACUGUGCUGGCGGUUUUAACAUUCUUUGUAUUUUCAUAGCGUACUAACUAUUUGCUGUUUUACAAUAAGACCAAUCAUGUGUUAAUUCUUGUAAUAUCACUUUUUCAUUAUUCUACAGAACUGAAAGAAUGUAAUUGAUUGAGUAUAAUAGUUAUCUUUAAUUAAUAUUGGCCAAAGAAUAGUCCAAGAUCGGGAAUUA